Podarcis lilfordi (Lilford's wall lizard) is the source of this 43363-nucleotide messenger RNA. NCBI's taxonomy places the organism in Eukaryota, Metazoa, Chordata, Lepidosauria, Squamata, Lacertidae. The record is from the annotation of a GenBank genome assembly.
CGUGCAUGCUGCCCUCGGCGUCCCGCCGUGUGGCGAAGAGCGCGGCGCUCGGAGGAUGCAGCCUCCCGCCGCUCCGGUUUCCAUGACUGACCCUUUGGCCGUGCUGGACCCCACAGGUAAGUCCUGCGGGCUGAGGGCGAGCAGAGCCGGAGAAGCAGCGAGGCAGAAGCAGGUGGGCUUAUAUUCCGCCUUCUUUCUGUACCCGGCACAGUUUUACACCCUGGGGAAACAUAUCUGCAUCUGCCGUUUUUGCUUCAAGUAGUUCCAGAGGGAGACGUACUACCUCGCAUGCACAUGGAUAAGUGAGAAGGGAAUAUAAGAUUUUAUUUCCCGCUCCAACUGGGGGGUGGGGGGGAGGAGACUGCAUUUUUCUCCCCUUCACAAAUAUUGGAUCCUCUCGAGCCCAGAUCACUCGUGUUCUGCCUGCUGUGAACUUCUAGAAUGGGGGUGUCUCUCCACCCCCUGAGUUGGGCACAGGGCAGAUUUCACACGACCAAGAAGACACGAGUUCAGAAGAACUUGCGCGUUGAGCUCUGGAGGGAGAAACCAACGGAGCCAAAGGGCCAGGUAACUGCGCCAAACCUUCUCCCACUUUGGAGAGACUAACAAGUGUUUGCAAAAAAAACAAAGAAACACCUCCCACCGGAGCUUCUAAGAGCUCUCCAUGUUCUUAGGAAGGACGAUUCAUUCUGCACAGUGAAGGCUCCCUAAUGUAUUUCAUGUCUUUGAACUCAUUCCUCCUAGGCACUGCAGCCCAACGUGGGAAGCUGACUUAAAGCGAGUUAGACCUUGAGUCCAUCUGCCUUAGUAUUGUUAGCGCUGACUGGCAGUGGACCUCCAGGAUUGCAGGCAGGGAAGCGGGGCAUUCCCACGCUUGCCUGGAAAUGCCAGUGAAUGAUUCUGGGGACCUUCAUCACGCAAAGCAGGUUUUGUAUCAUCCAAGCUACAACCCUUUCCUCAAAGACACGUUCAAGUAGAAUGAAUUAGUAUGACUUGUUCUCCUCCCCCAACCCCAAUAUAAUAUAGAUACAGUGCUGUUUUUCUAGAAGAAGAGGUGCCAGAGCUCACCACGAACUUCCUUGUUCUCUUAGAGACAGAUAGAUAGAUAUUUCAGAGGUUCCUUUGAUACUGCUUUAACCAAUUUAUUGCUUUGGGGACGGGAUGGGACUGGGAGGCGAUUUGAGUUUCUCUGCAAGGAUCUGUUGUCUGCCUCCCCCUCCUGACUAAGGAGACUCCAGUGCACAAUCAAGCUGUUAACUUUUUUCCGCCCCCUGAGAGGACUGCAGUGUACAUAAAUCUAUUCUUAAAUAUAUAUAUAUAAAUAGAUAAAUAAAAACAAGGCCACGGAAUCAUGCUGCAUGCUUUCAUCUGAACUAUCCAUCUUAAAUGUUGCAGGUUAUCGGUUUCUGGUUGAAAAUUAGUAGUAAUUAAAUAUAUGUAAUUACUUUCGAAAUCUUGUGUAGACAUGGUGCUUGUUUUACUGCCUAUCAUCGUAUGUCUUUAAACAGCAAUUGGGGCAAGCAGCUUAUUACCGAAGAGUCCCAUGUUAUGAUUCUCAGUGAUAGAGUUUUCCCCUUGAUAAAGAAAGAAAGAAAGAAAGAAAGAAAGAAAGAAAGAAAGAAAAGAGAUGAUAAUCCCACAGGCGUUAAUUGCCAUGCAGAUUCAUACAUGUGAAUCUCACUCCAGGAAUACAUACUGUUGACCAGGCACCCCCAAACUCAGCCUGCCAGAUGUUUUUGGACUACAAUUCCCAUCAUCCCUGACCACUGGUCCUGAUAGCUAGGGAUGAUGGGGGUUGUAGUCCGAAAACAUCUGGAGAGCCGAGUUUGGGGAUGCCUGCUGUUGACCAAGGCCAUGUGCAAUUUUUGCUGUGUUAACGUACACACAGGUGUUUUUUAAAAGGAAUUUUGUCACGCUUGAGCUAGCCCUCAGAUACUGAUUGGUGUUAGAUAAAAUGAAGAGUGGCAAUAUGAUUCAUGGUUUCUCUCAUAAUUUUUCCACACGUUGUCCAAAAAGCCUGGAGUUUGGGGGAGCAUUUCUCUGUCCAGGACAGAUACACUCCCACUCCUUUAGGAACAAUUCAUAUACAGAAAACCACAUUAUGUCGAAGCCUGCCCAUCUAUGAAGACUUAUGCAUUUUCCGGCAUUGAAAUCAUGGUGCAAAGGGUUAUGAAGUAACAAAAGAAUAAGAGUGCCUUUGAAAAUGUGAAGAAUGCAUUUCGUUCACCACUGAGUACCCACGCCUAUAUAGAGGGAAAUAUUUGUCCUUUCUGGGCAGCUUCUCCCAUCUCUUUGAAAAAGAAAUUUAGGGAGCCUAAUUGGAUUUAAAGAAAAGAUCAGGGAAGCCCUGUGUGGAAUUUAACUUUUGCAGUAAAGUUUCUAAUCAUAUGCACACUUACCUAGGAAUCUUAAAACAAGAAGAAGCACCCAUUCCAAUGAAGGAAAGCAAUUAAUUGGAAUCGUCCCUCUGAUUGCAACCGACAUGUGUGAGCACAUCUUGUAUUUUAGUUUUAGCCGUGUCUUAAAGAACACUGUUCUGACUUAAAAUUGUAGUGUGUUGAAUUGUCCUACCUUUGGGAAACACUAUUCCAUACAUUAUUUUAUGUGGAAUAGCUAUUGUAUCCUGAUUCUGUCCUCACUGUUUCAAAUAUAAGACUAGAACUGUAAUAAAUAGAUACGUUGACAACAUUUAUAGCCCAUGGUUUUGCCAGUCUUUAAUCAUCCUGAUUGUGUGGGCAAACGGAAGCUAAAUGAUGUUUAGAUAGAUGUAACUGCACAUUGUUUACUGGGGGGAAUGGAGGUUCAAAAGACCACAUUUCAGAUCUUUCUAAAAAAAAAAUUUUUGUACGUAAUUUGCAGAAUGGACAAAAAUCUGGCAAGGGAGCUUACAGAGAUGCAUGAGACUAAAAUAGUGGGAGGCAAGCAACUUGUUCUGGAUUUGUUCUGGAUCCUAUUGUUGAUUGUUAUUGAUUGCCAUGCAUAUGUUUUUUUAAAAGCCCAAUUACAACUCCCUUUAAGUAUUUUUAAGUCUCAUUGAUUUCAAUGAGAGAAUUCUGUACUUCGAGCUUCUUAAUUGGAAUUCCAGAGGGACCACUGGAUCAUGCCUUUUUUAUUUUUGCCCUUUUCCUGCUAAUCCACUUGAAUGGUAAUGUUGCAUAUUUACUAGUUCAUUUGUGCAGUGCUGCUGGUGGCUGUAGUUAAUUCAAUUACUGCAUGCAUAGAGGAGUCCUAGCUUAUCACCUUGUUCAAUAGCAAACUGGAAAACAUGAUACAAUGUGCUUUUGAGAACCUUAAGGGAAGAGACCGUUUGGAAUGUAAAGGUUCUCUUUUAGAAUCCUUCUAUUGAAAUCUGUUUCAAGCUAUGAUAUUUACAAUCAACUUCCAUUUUACCAGCAGAAUUUCCUUGCAGUUUACCUUUGUUUGGAAGAUAUGUGCUGUGAUUUCAGUCAAAUUUCCUUCUAAGGAAGCACGUUAAGGGCUGGGACAUCAUUGUAUUUGGAACAAGGAAGAAAGAGUUUAAAAUAAGAACAGGGUUAUAGAAUUGUUACUGUGCAGCCAUUUAGAGUUAUGGCCCACUAUUUCAAAUAUAUUAGUUUCCUAUCUUUCCAACAUCUUUUUACGCUGAUCUCUCGGUUCUUUUGACAAAAGCAAUGCCAGCAUCCAAUGAUGUCCUUCUGCUCAUGCAACAGAGAUCAGCUUGUGCAAUGGGACUUCCAGGUUCUCUUUCUCCUUCCUCCAGCUCUCCCAUGUGCCUAAAAGUCUGCUCUGGAAGGUCCGCUGAUGCCAUAGAAUAGAUAGAUUGAUCUUAGCCUUUUGGUAAAAAUAAAUAGUUGGUUUUCAUCUUCAGGCCCUUUAGGUCUUUAGGACUGUUUGUUUAGACCAUGCAAAGCGGGGCAUGAACAAAUGUUGCAUUGUGGAUUUCUCCUCUUCAGGACCUAAGCCAGCCAUGUCUGAUUCCAGGAACUCCAUUGAAUUCCCUUUCCAACCAGGUCCCUUCCCUCAGCAGACACUAUUAUCUGGCUACUGAGCAUUAGGCUGAUUACUUUUUGACCCAUUAGCUUUCCCACCUAAAUAAUUGUACUUCUGCAAACUUUGGGGUUCCUUUGAGCAUGCUGAUAUAUCCUUAAUUUUCAGUGGUCCUGUUUUAGCUACAAACCUGUUAGCACUCACCAUCUAAGUUCUUACACUGAUGUAUAAAGUGUUGGGUCUCUUCUGUUUGCGAGAGGGUUUUUAAUAGAUGCAAGGUUAUUAUUUUUUUAAAAAAACAACCUCUGUCUUUUCUGAUUUCCACAGUUGUGCUAUUCACAUGACAACUGGAUUUAUGUUUCCAUUUUAGCCAUCCCAGAUUACCUAUUUGAUAAAAUAUUUUUUACUUGCCUUUUUUCUGCCCUUAACUUGUAUUCUCAUAAAGUACUGUAAUAUAAAUGGCACAUAAAAGUCAGAUCCAAUACUUUAUUGCUUCCAUAACGUUCAUUAAAACCAGUACAAUGUAAAAUAUCUGUACUGUAUACUGAUUUUUGUCUGAAUAGUAUGAGGUAAGCAAUUCUUGCCAUCAUGACACACAAUAAAAAAUACAUAAAAUAAAUAAUUCCUGUUAAUUUUGUUGUUGUCUUGUACACUUGACUUUGGGUGGCAUAUUUAAAAACACUACUGCUCAAAGAGAUUUUCAUUAAAACUUUGAAAUAAAGACAAAUGAGGAUUCUGUUACCUUAACCAGUCAUUAAAUUAUUAAUUGGAGAAGUAAUUGAUACCAAAGCAAUGGAGUCAACAUUAAUACUGUAUUACUAUAGCUAAAUUAUUGAGAACAUAAAAUCAGGGUUUCUGUCCCCUCUUCUCUUAAAUUCAAUGAGCUAAGGAUCUGCAUAUAUAAUAUACACAACCAGGUUCUACCACGUAAAUUCAUAAUAGCCUGUCUUGGGGUUUGCAAUAGCACCUAUUUAUUAGUUUCUCUGAGUGCUGGACAAAUCAAACAUUUUUUCCAGAGGAAGCAAUUUCCAAAAGCAUAUUGUGGACUAUGCGCAUUAAGCCGUCACAUAUAGUAUGAGGAUGCAAUGUAUAAUGCACCAUUCUUUAAAUUUACCUGUACAACUUGCCUCCCCCCCCCAUGGACAAAUACAAUUCUUUAAAUGUUGGUGUUGCUACCAAACAUUUGGAUACUGAAUAUCAUGGUACUGAUAGUAUUCUCUGUGUGUACGUAUUCUUUCUUUUAAUAGCUGGUUCACCGUGUUACUGGUGAUUAAAUGUUUAGAACAUUUUUUGUAACACCAUGCAAUUUAGAAAGCUGUAAGGUCUUACACUCAAGUGGAAUAAACCUUACUUAUCUAAGUAAUACCCACUUUCUGUAACUCACUGUGCAUGGAGUUUGUAUAUACUAGGGAGUCCAGUCCUAUGCAUGCUUACUCAGAUGUGAGUUUCACUGAAUUAGUCUAAGGGCUUAGUCUAAGGUGAAUGAUAUAGGAUUGCAGCCAUUGUUGUUCAGGUAUCACAAUGCCCCAGACAGCAUUGUAGGCUUGGUUUUGAACCCUUUACAUCUGUUGGUAUGAAGGAACUCCUCAUUUUCAAGAGGUUGAAAUGCGACAAAAAACAAGACAGCAAUACAAUUAAAAACCAUAUAGCAUCUAUCACAGAAUACUACAGGUAUCUAGCACAACAUACAACAGACGGGGGGAUGGGACGUUUAGUAGCUGGCCAAGACCCUCAGCAAUUUUCAAGUGGUCCAUGGGGAACCUCUGUACUAAAUAAUUUCCCAAGGCAGUAAAUGACAUGAGAAAUUCCACUUUUUGUUGAAUAACUACUUUAGCUAUUCAGUUUCCUACCUCUUGGCUGGGCCAUGAAACAGACCAGGUAGUCAGCUAUACUUGCUGAAAUUUUCCACUUCUUCACAACUAUUUGCAGGAGCCCUGUCCCCGUUUCCAUCUAGAAACCAUAAUCAGGCAAGGGGUGGGUGCUCUCUGAUGGGACAAUCCUAUGCAAUUUAAACAACUCUUGUUGUGUUCAGUUGGGUUUCCUCACAUGGGAUUGCAGCCCUAAUCUCUCUUCUCUUUUCCCAUGGAUACAUCUAAUUAAUAUUUGAGGUGUGGUCAAACACUCCUGAGACAAGGAACCUGUACUGCACAGCACAACAGUUAAGAUGGGACAGAACUGUUUACUGAAAGAAAUCGCACGACUCUAAUGAGAAAAGAGAACAAUCCCAAAAUGUGUAUUGCAUAACAUGCAAACUGAACCAUGAUGAACACACUAUGUUGACCAGAGUGUUCUAAGGUAUCAUUAUCUGACUUAUAAUAAACUAAUCAAUGCUCAAAUCAGUAGUUGUGGAGGCAAAAUUAUUUGCCUUCUAAAUUUGUGACAUGGCAACUUUCAGUGUGCUAUCCAGGUGCUACUAUUACCUUGCCAACCAAAGUAGCCAAGCAAAAUUUAUAAGUUCACUGUAAUGGGUCAAGAACAUGUUUUCCCUAGGUUUUUCUUGACUUAUCAUAGAGCUGAAAGUGCCUUACAAAUGUUGCAAGCAGUAACUUAAGUCGCAAAUUAUGAACAUUACAGGGUUGCGACGAUAGGCAAAUUUGUGAGUUCUGGGUGGGUGGCUACUCUUUAAGGCGAGUGGGUAGUAAUGCUUCUAUGAAGAAUAAUACACACAUGCAUCUAUCCUACCCUUUGCAAAAGAAAAUGCACAAAUCCUUUUUUUAAGCAAGCUGCUUCAAGUUGGUGAUAACAUGGGCUUUAGCCUGCAGGAACUCACCACAACUACCUUUCUCUGGACAUGCUGAAAACAUGCAGAACAAUUGUUUUACAGUAGAAUCCAUCAUAUUGAGUUUUGUGGGGUUUAUUGGAGGGGAUUUCAGCUUGAAUUCCCUUGCUCUUUGUAUAAGCAGGGUGUUGGAGAUGAUUUCAAGGCAACUUUGCCACAGAACGUUAACUUCUGUCAUUUCAGAUGCCUGAGUGACUUUUGAAACCCAGCGUCCCACUUUUGUACCUUUCACUCACAUUUAGUCACGGGUUUGUAGAUGCUUAGAUUUCUGCUGAUGUAAAUCCAGCAGAUGUUUUCUUUAAAAACAUCUCUUCAGUAAAUCCAAUAGAACUUAUACUAAAACUUAUUUCUUAGAGCUUACAAACACAUGUUUUUUUCUCUAAGUAGGCAGUGUACAGGGACUUGUGCAUUAUAAAAUACUGUAACCCUGGAUGUAAAAUACUGUAAUACUGGACUUAACCAAAUAUGAAUGUAGUGGUUUCUAGAAGCAUAUUGAAUCUGGAGAGAUAGCAGGAGGAGGAAGAGACUCCUCCUGUUUUCUGGUGUGGUUCUUCUCUUGUGUGUGUGUGUGAAGGAUUACAAAUUCAAAGGACUAGCCUGGACCUUUAAAAUGCCUGACACUUGGAGUUAUGCUUCAGUUCUGCUGGUCCUUUGAACAGAAAUGUCAUUCCUUUUUAAUAGUAUCAUCCAUUGAAAACCCUGUGCUAGAGGAGGAGACGGGGAGAGAGAAUAUGAGAUACCAAAGAGACCUUUUUCAGAUUACUCUUGAAUCAUGGCUGCUCUUGCGUGCAGUUUGUCUUUCUAGAGAGCCUAACUAAAUGUUCCAUGCAGAUGCAGGCAAUAAAAUCCUAAUGGUCAAUUCAAAGAGGGGGGAAAAAGAGGAGAGAAAGCGAAGAUAAUUUGUGGAAGGGAGAAGCAGCUGAGAAGACAAAAUGCUUUAGCCUAGCCCUUUCCUGUGCCUUCUGAUUCUCUUCUUCAGAUCACUCUCCCCAGCUGCCCUCCCUCCCCAGUUAGAAAUGCAUGGGUGGAUUGGUGGAAGUGAAAUCAUCAGUAUUCCUGGUGGUGCCCUUGUGGAAAGCACCGUCAGGCUGGGGCUGAGCCAGCCUGGGAUCUGUUGGGUCCUGAGGUGGGUUUGGAUCUUGCUCCAGGCUGGUGCAGCAAUUUGUCUUGCUCCCUUUACACCCACUUCUCCAAAUGGUUUACAAAAGUAUGCACAAAUAAAUCUUAAUAAAAGUUUAAGCACAGAAUAAAAAAAACCAGAGUUUUAAUUACCUUUAAAUUGUGCAAAAUAUUACUAGAAAUCAUCAGGAGCUAAUCAGGAGCAUACCAAAUAUAGACCCCAAUACAGACCAGCCAUAAAAAGAUAACAGCCACUUAAAGAUGGAGGGAUGUAACCUCUCUAAGCUCAUGAAGACUUGAGAAGGCCCUAUUUCAAUAUAUUUUUUUCAUAACAGACUAACAGUGUCUGUGUGUACAUGCUUUAGUGGAACUCUGAACAUUGUCUACUUGAACAGCUCUGUCUAAGAGUUAUUGGUUCUUUGGUUUUUCUGCUUUGAGAGGGUUGGUGAGUAGACAGAACCUAAACUAUGUGAUUCAAGAGAGCUUUGCGCAUUAGCCCCUCCUCAGCUAAUAUCAUCUUCAGAAGGGUAAUUUAAGCUGGGAAACAAUGAAAGGGGACAGUUCUAAGGCCCCCAACAAAACAGCUCUUCACCAGACUCUGAUCAUGGCUCUCUGGCACAUUUUGUUUGACCCUGGAGUGUUGGGCUUGGCUAUUGGGUUUUGAGCUCAAAGCCAUGCUCACCUACAGGGUCAGCCUACCCAUGUUGCAGGGUAAAGUGGUCGUCUCAGGUGGCAGAUCUGGACUCCUCCUCCGUGGGCAUGCCACACUGCUCCUGACACUACUUUAGAUGCCCCUGAAGUAGAUGUGUGCCUACAGGAGGCAGUAGUGUGGUGGGGGCAGAAUAUUUUGCCCAAUGGUCAUCUGGUUCAGCUCCCUGCAAGGCAGAAAUCUCAGCUAAAGCAUGCAUGACAGAUGGCCAUCCAAUCUCUGCUUAAAGACCUCCAAGGAAUGAGAGUCCACAACCUCCCAGGGGAGUCCAUUCUAUUGUCAAACAGCUCUUACUGUCAGAAAGUUUUCCCUGAUGUUUAAUGGGAAUCUCCUUUCUUGUAACUUGAAGCCCUUGGUUCGAGUCCUACCUUCCAGAGCAGGAGAAAAGAAGCUUGCUCCAUCUUCCAUUUGAAACCCCUGAGAUAUUUAAAGAUAACUAUCAUAUCUCCUCUCAGUCUCCUAUUUUCCAGGCUAAACAUACCCAGGUCCUUCAACCUCGUAAGAUUUGAUCAUCUUGGUAGCCCUCCUCUGCACACAUUCCACCUUGUCAACACCCUUCCUAAAUUGUGGUGCCCAGAUUGGAGACAGUAUUCCAGGAGUGGUCUGGCAAAGGCAGAAUAGAGUCGUACUAUUUCGUCCGUUGAUCUGGACACUAUACUUCUGUUGAUGCAUGGAAUGGGGGAUGGGGUGCCACCUAGCCCUUUGGAUCAGGCAGCAAAAUGGCUUGAGCUGUCCCUGUAUGAAACUCACUGGAAAGCCUUAGGCAAGCUGCUGUUUCUUAGCCUACGCGACAGGGUUGGUUAUAAGGUUAAUUCACCAUUUUUAGUUCCUUUGUGGGAGAGUAGUGUUAUGUACUGAAGUUCUCACCCUGGGCCAGCAGGGGGAUACUGUAGAUAGUUUUCACUCAGGUCCGCAUAUGCAAAUAAGGGAUUGAAAGUGACGUUCAGUGAUUGGAUAGUUACAGAAAAUGGUUACUGUUGCGUUCUACUGUUGCGUUCUGUUCUGGCCUGUGAAUAAACAAGAGUUGUCUGAAGAAUUGCUGUGUCAUCUGAUAUGUUCACCAACAACUUAACAAGUAGGAUACAGGUGUAGCACAUUGCUGCCGCCUUGGGAUUUGUGCAUAUGUGUUGUGGUGCUUAUAAUAACAUUUCCUUCCCUCGCUCCACAGGGCACUUUGCAAAAAGGAAGAAAACUUCUCUAUGGUUCACAAUCGCCCUCUUGAUAGUGUCUGUUUUCAUACUGACCAUAGGCCUUGCAGCUACCACCAGAACAGAAAAUGUAACUGUGGGCGGUUAUUAUCCAGGAAUAAUCGUAAGUCGGAAUUAUAUUUUAGGGUUUCAAGUAUUUACAAUGCUGUGUGCCAUGCAAUGAAGUAACCAUUGUGCAGAAUUAUCUGCCCAACAAAGCUUUUUUGUGGAAUUGACAGCUCAAGAAAUGUUAACCUGAUUGUGUGUGUACGUAUGUUUGUCUGUGCAUGUGUGAAAGCGAAGACAAGCAAGCUAGCACAUCCUGAGUAGAUUAGAACAAGAUACUGGUAGAUGGAUACAGGGCUCCACUGCAAGUAUUGUUAGGAAUAUUAAUAACCCAUCUAUCUUUAGUUCUGAAUCUCUGUCAUGAGUAAUAUUUCAUGGAGAGAGCUGCCUAAAUGUCCAUUAUUUCCUACUGUGUUUCACAUACAUAGAUACAUGUUGCAGAGACUUGGGGAGUACAGAACAAGCUCAGAUUGAUAAAUAUGUGUUGGAAGAUAAGGUCUCAUGUGCAGCAGCAUGUAAAAUGCUAAAAUCCAAAAUGAAAGUUGGAACAACAAUACUUGUGGGAAAAUUUAAUCAGGAAGUAAAUUCUGUACUCCUGCCUCAUUUUCCACUGUUUCCAGAAUUUUAGGUAUUUUAUUUACAGUAAUUAGUAAACAUUUCUUCCUUCCCAUAUAGUUUAUAUAUUAAUAGCUGCAGUUGCCAUAAGCCUUGAACCUGUACAUACCGCUCAGUUGGAGCAACUCUAAAACAAGAUAGAAUCCCAGGCUAUUUGUGAUCUCCAAUAUGAUUUUAAACGUUGUUUGUAUUUUUAAACCUGUAAUGUGCAAUCUUUAACCACAUUUAAGCUGCUGGACCGGGUUUACACAUAGUGAUAGCAUGGUUUAAUAAAUGAUUGUUAAACAAACCAUGGCUUAACAUGGUGUGCAAACCAGGACACUAUCCUAUAUACACAGCUAAGUUGACCUGUUGUUUCUUUGUUCUUCGCCACAGCUUGGUUUUGGGUCCUUCCUAGGGAUUAUCGGUAUCCAUCUUGUAGAGAACCGGAAGCAAAUGGUAAGCACAUAAUAUAUUUAAAUGUUGUUUUAAAAAAUCUAUAAGAUUAAAUAUGUUCUUGCAGACCUCAGACAUUUCAUUCUCCAUGUAUCCUUCAACAGUCAAGUGGUCAGUUGACCUGUCGUGUUUCAACUCUCCCCUCUCCUGCGUUUCAACUUUUUAAAGGGGUAUAUGAGAUCCCUUCCAUUAUUUACCAUGAGACCAACAUUUUACCUAGGCAUGUUUUGGUUUCUGGUUUGCUUUUUCUCCCAUUGUUUUUCCUCCUGUAACUGAUACCCCAAUGCAGAUUUCAUAGUUGAGGGGUUGUCAGAACUUUGUUUGCCCUUAAGAAAACAAAUACAUAUUCUGUACAUGCUUUUUUGUGUAAAAUAAUAAAAAGUUAACCAUUGUGUAUCCCAUCAACUUUUCUGUUACUAUUCUUUUGUCAUGGGAUACUAAUGCAUUUUAAUGCAGUUUAAUAAAUUGAACUGUUUAUAUUUUGAAAUCAAAUCAUCCCCAGCUACAUCUUCAAAGGCCUCAGCUGGACUCGUGACAGCUACUCUGAAAACAAGUGGUUUUGGGGGGUUAAAAAGCUUACCAAAUUUGCAACGUUACCUUCUCCAAACAAUGAGGGUUAAAUCCUGCAGUGCUUUUGUUGUUCUGUAUAUAUAUAAAAAAAUCUAUUGAUAUCCAGAAAAGGUUCAAAUUAAUCAGAACUGCAAAAACCAAGUCAUUGAUUUUGUCAGCCUGCCUUCAGCUGUUCCUCACCUAAUUAUGAUUUUAAAAGCCCACUCUUCAUACUGAGCUUGAGUAAUAUUUCAAAUGAUGCCCGAGUAUAUAUAUUUUUAAGAAGCAUAUUUGUGGAGAGUCAUGAGCUCAGUAUAUGUACCUCUCGGAACUAGGGGGAUAUCUACAGAGGAUGUUGCUGCCCUAAGUGCUCCAUCAGCUUCAACCACACACAGCCCUUGUAGAGAGAUUAGUAAAUCAUUGUGCCUGCCUGCUCACACAUUCUUUAAAAGGUUAGCUCUUGCACGCAGAGAGCUACAAAGCCACCUUAGCAAUACAUAUACAUGGCAAGCAACUUGCACGCUCUUGCUUAAAAUUCAUACUGAUGCUUCCCUGAGGUUUGUCCAGUUCAGGCCUCCUACACAAUGUGUCACCUACCAAAUAUAAAAGCAGCCUGCCGGUUCCAUAUGUGGUGCUUGGCAAACCCCAUCCCCUUCAUUUGCAGUCGUAGGCUAGUGAAAACUGGAAGUUUAUUUAGACUUGCUGGGGAGCAGACAUAAAUGGCUGGCCUUACUUCAUGAUUCAUUGUUAGUCGUUUAGUCGUGUCCGACUCUUCAUGACCCCAUGGACCAGAGCAAGCCAGGCACUCCUGUCUUCCACUGCCUCCCGCAGUUUGGUCAAACUCAUGCUGGUAGCUUCAAGAACACUGUCCAACCAUCUCGUCUUCUGUCAUCCUUUUCUCCUUGUGCCCUCCAUCUUUCCCAACACCAGGGUCUUUUACAGGGAGUCUUCUCUUCUCAUGAGGUGGCCAAAGUAUUGGAGCCUCAGCUUCAGGAUCUGUCCUUCCAGUGAGCACUCAGGGCUGAUUUCCUUAAGAAUGGAGAGGUUUGAUCUUCUUGCAGUUCAUGGGAGUCUCAAGAGUCUCCUCCAGCACCAUAAUUCAAAAGCAUCAAUUCUUCAUGAUUCAUAGCAGGUGGGGAAUCUCAGGCUCAGCAAUCCUUCAGCUCUCUGCAUCUGGCCUUUGACAUUUUCUACAAGUGCACCAAGGUGAGCAAGACCUGACAAGCAUUUCGUAGGUUUCCAGUUACUAGAGAUCUUCCAUUGUUUUGGCAAAUUCUGAACUGUUUUGAGUCUGAAGUAGCUGCAGUUCCUUAAAGCAACAACUGAACAGCAAAUCCAUCUGCGUUAUCCAACGCAGGGUUUUGGCAUUGCGAUGGAUGCUCAUGACUGAGUAGUUAAUCUAGCUGACCAGCCUCCCUAUUGUAUACAGUAGUUGAAUCAAAAGCCAGCUAUUUGUGGGACUGGAUUGUUACCUAGUUUUGUUACAUCGUAUUUGGUAUUGAUUUUGUAAUAUUAUUAAUGUUAUGUUCAUUUCCUGCCCUUCACCAGCAGGUCUCAGUGCAGGUUACAACAAUGUAAAGUUCAAAAUUCAGAACAUUCAAAACAGAUCACAAUCACAGGAAUAGGGUGGGCUGUGAAAACACAAAUCUCAGGUGCCGAAAGCCAGAGCAAAGAUAUAUACCGUAUUUUUUGCUCUAUAAGACUCACUUUUUCCCUCCUAAAAAGUAAGGGGAAAUGUGUGUGCGUCUUAUUGAGCAAAUGCAGGCUGCGCAGCUAUCCCAGAAGCCAGAACAGCAAGAGGGAUCGCUGCUUUCACUGUGCAGCGAUCCCUCUUGUUGUUCUGGCUUCUGAGAUUCAGAAUAUUUUUUUUCUUGUUUUCCUCCUCCAAAAACUAGGUGCGUCUUAUGGUCUGGUGUGUCUUAUAGAGCGAAAAAUACGGUACAUGUUCACUUCCUAGUAGCUAGACUUUGAUAAUUUGUACUCCAGAUUAGGCUUUUGUUGUUCUUCUUCAGGUUUUCUCCCCCAUGUUUAGGGCAGGGGUAGCCAAUGUGGUCCCCCCAGAUGUUGUUGGAUUACAGCUCCCAUCUUACAUUUAUAGUCUAUUUUUCUUCUUUCACGUUUCAUAAAAUGUUAAAAUCACAUCAUCUUCUUCUUCUUCUUCUUCUUCUUCUUCUUCAUCAUCAUCAUCAUCAUUAUUAAACAUCUCAGAGCAAUAGAACCCAAAGCAAUAAUCCAUCCAGACACUGACCAGACCUAGAUCUGUUUAACUUCAGCAAAGUGGUGGUAGUGUUAUGUUCCUUCAAAUCAUAUCCAUUCUGGCCACUGACCAUGUUGACUGGGGCUUAUGGGAGUUGGAGUUCAACAGCAUUUAGAGGGUACCUCAUUGACUACCCUCAACUUAUGGGGUUAUUCUUAUUUUUUAAGGUCCCCAAAUCUACAAAUGGCCUCCCACUCAACAACACUACCGUACCCUGUUGCUCAGAGCAUGCAAAAAAGAUCAAGGCUACACUUGUGUGCCUUUUCUACGUGUUAUAAUGGAUUGCCUCAACUUUUCAGAAAUGGAGAACUUCAUGGAUUUUUUAUCCGCACCACUGAGUUAAAACAUAGUAAUGCAGCGAUGGCCACUUGCCUGCCUGUGCAAUUAUACAGUGUACGUGCAGUUUUAUUCCUGCAGAUGUUAGAUUUUUGUAGGAGGCACAGAUGGUGAAUCUCACACUUUAAGCUACAAACCCAACCCUUCAUAAAAUAUUUUGAUGGGUAAUAUGCUCUUCAUAAAGUGCUGAUACCAAACAAUUUGAAGAACCAAAAUAUGGCCAUGAUUUAUUGUUCUGAUUCAGUGGUAUCGACUAAGGAAGCAAGAUUAAAAAAGCUGAACUAUGUUGUUUGGUGAUGCUUCAGGUACUCUUUGGGCAUUACCACAAGCAUCUGUGAGAGCUAGGGACUUACUAUGAUGGGGACCCCCAAACCUCGGAGCAUGCAACAGUCCUCCCUUAUACUAGAAGACAGGCCUUAGAAGAGCCUUAAUCCCACCUCUUGGAUCUAAGAAACCCAGCCGAUCGUAAGAUAGGUGACAGGAGAAGACAUGCUCCAACUCUUCUACAGAGCUGUUUCUGGAGCGCAGGAUGGGUCGGAAAAAGAGGAGGAAGAUGCAGGUCAGGCAAGUGAAGGACCAGGUGCUUCCCCACUCUCUCCUGCACAAGUGUCUCCCAGAAUCAGGAGGAGACUGACGAGGGAUGAGUAGAGGAAGAUUCCACGCAGGCAUAGUCUCCGACUGCGUGCAGGCAGCCCGUCGGGGGGAGGUACAGAAACUGGUGGAGGGGGAGUGACGCCCUGUUGCAGCAACUGCUCCAUAGAACGCAGACCUGGGAAUAGUUGCCUGGACGCUAAACUGGUGUUCGUGGCUAUUCGGAGCCAUAGCUUUGACAAUAAAGAGUUAGCUAUCUGCUGUUUAUGGGAUGCGGGUGGCUCUGUGGGUUAAACCACAGAGCCUAGGAAUCAGAAGGUCGGUGGUUCGAAUCCCCGCGACAGAGUGAGCUCCCGUUUCUCGGUCCCUGCUCCUGCCAACCUAGCCGUUCAAAAGCACGUCAAAGUGCAAGUAGAUAAAUAGCUACCACUCCGGCGGGAAGGUAAACGGCGUUUCCGUGUGCUGCUCUGGUUCGCCAGAAGCAGCUUAGUCAUGCUGGCCACAUGACCCGGAAGCUGUACGCCAGCUCCCUCGGCCAAUAAAGCAAGAUGAGCGCCGCAACCCCAGAGUCGGUCACGACUGGACCUAAUGGUCAGGGGUCCCUUUACCUUUACCUAUCUGCUGUUUGCGUUGUUUUGGCUGGGGAACACCCUUCACAAUAUAUAUCAGCAAAAUAAAUUAAUAUUAUUAUUAUUAACAACACAUGUGAUCUGAUUAGGGCAGUUAAAGUCUUGUACUCUCCAACUCCAAGUAGCUCAGCCUGCGUUUUUCCUUCCCUUCGGUGGCAUUUUCUGCUGAAAUAGCAGUACUCUGAACUACAGCCAUGAUGACCUCUGACAAUGGAACUGGCAGGCUGUAGCGGGAUGUUACACUCUCCUGCUGCUGUUGUAUAGUGGGGUCUUAAGAUGACGCUAUUAGUUAAAAUAGACUGGCUGUUUUAAAAAGUGAAUAAGCGCCCAUUAUGAUAGACUCCCAUAUUACAUCAAUUGGAAAAAUGCCUGCAAUUGAUAGCACCUUUGGGGGUUGGGACAGGGCUGGAAUAACCAUUAAACAAAAUAAUCACGUGCUUAGGGCUUCAAGGGAAGGGAGGGGCACCACAGAAACUUUCCAUUGCCAGAUUUACCAUGAACCAGCAACUCCACUUUUCAGUUUACAAAUUCUGAGAUGAAAUCUGUCUAUAUUAAUUAAAGCACGAAAGCACAAGAUUCAGCUGUAAGCUAGUAAUUAAGUUGUUCAUCUCAUGGAAUAAAGUGAAAGUAUACGAAAAUAAGCAUCGUUUUCCAUCUCACUGUAGGUUUUCUUUCAUUUUGAAAAAGAGGUUCUCAUUUUAUGGUUUAUUAGUGUGUGUGUGUGUGUGUGUGUGUGUGUGUGUGUGUGUAUUUGUUGUUGUUUAGUCAUUUAGUUGUGUUCGACUCUUUGUGACCCCAUGGACCAGAGCACGCCAGACACUCCUGUCUUCCACUGCCUCCUGCAGUUUGGUCAAACUCAUGCUGAUAGCUUCGAGAACACUGUCCAACCAUCUCGUCCUCUGCCGUUCCCUUCUCCUUGUGCCCUCAAUCUUUCCCAACAUCAGGGUCUUUUCCAGGGAGUCUUCUCUUCUCAUGAGGUGGCCAAUGGAGCCUUAGCUUCAGGAUCUGUCCUUCCAGUGAGCACUCAGGGCUGAUUUCCUUAAGAAUGGAUAGGUUUGAUCUUCUUGCAGUCCAUGGGACUCUCAAGAGUCUCCUCCAGCACCAUAAUUCGAAAGCAUCAAUUCUUCGGCGAUCAGCCAUCUUUAUGGUCCAGCUCUCACUUCCAUACAUCACUACUGGGAAAACCAUAGCUUUAACUAUAUGGACCUUUAUGGGAACAAAAUCUUUUAAGUGCAUAGGGCCUCUAAAGUUCUUAAUCCGACCUCUAGGUUGGGGGCAAAAGGACCACCUCCUGGUCCAUGUGGUAAGACAGGCAGGGGAACAUGUUUUCUAAUGACUUCGACAUUCCCAAUUGCUGGCUUUCAGAAAACAGACACUCAGCUGCUGCAGCAUAGUAGUGGUGAUGUGCCUCAUCUGCUGGCUUUAAGGCCAGUUAGUGCCUACACCCUCUGAAGCAGUGGUGGACUUUGGGCCCUCAAAUUUCAGCAGCGCCCUGUGCGAUGCUAAAAUUCAGCCUCCUGCCUAUUGUGCUCUGUUCUGCAGCAUUGUUGUGGCUGCACCUGUUGCCUAAAACCACCUCUGCUGUGAAGUUGCCUUUCUUAUUAGUUGUUCUAACAUGACUGCCCUUGAACCUUGAAGUUGCGUCGGACGUUCAGGUUCCAAAGAACGUUCGCAAACUGGCGUUUGGGAGCCAAAACGUUUGACUUGCAAGGUGUUCGGGAUCCAAGGUAUGACUGUAUUUUAAAAGAGUAAACAAUAGAAUUACACAUUGUAAUUACACAGAGUAAACAUUGCUGGGCUAAACAGAUAAGCCUUCUAACUUUUCUGGAAGGGCACCUUGGAGGAACAUUGACAGAAAGCUUUAGGAAUGCUGUUCUAAAGCUUUUGAGCUCUGAUUCAGAAGGGACUGCUCUUUCCAUCAGCAGUUUACAGUACAAUCCUAACCAUGCUAGACAGUCAGUGUGAUGUAGUGAUUAGUGUGUUGGACUAGGACCUGGGAGUCCAGAGUUCGAAUCCCCACUAAGCCAUGAAGCUUGCUGGGUAGCCUAGGGCCAGUCACGGUCUCUCAGCUUAACUUACCUCACAGGGUGGGUUGUGAGGAUAAAAUGGAGAGGGACACGAACUUCCUACACCACCUUGAUAUCCUUUGAGUAAUGGUGGGAUAAAUAUAACAAUUUAAGUGUCUACUCAGAAAUAAGUCCUAUUGAAGGCAAUGGGGCUAGCUCCAAAGUAAGUGGGGGUUAAGUUUGUAGUCUCUCAUAAGGGGAAGGCUUUUGGCCACAUGACCUGGAAAAACUGUCUGAGGACAAACGUCAGCUCCCUCAGCCAAUAAAGCGAGAUGAGCGCCGCAACCCCAGAGUCGUUCGCGACUGGACUUAACUGUCAGGGGUCCUUACCUUUACCUUUUCAGGAAAGGCUUGCUUAUGUGAUAAGGUUUAUUUGAAGAGACCAGGUUAGUUUGGGGAAAUUUGUGACUCCUAUCCAGAUUUCCCUGAUCCUGAGAGCGGAGGAAAAUAACCUCAUCUUUCUUUUGUGUACAUUGUGAGACAAAUAUAUGGCAGAAUUCCCGAACAGGUUUCGUGUGCCAUCUCCAUCCAUAACGCACAAAAAUUGUGACAUUUGUUACUAUGGCAACUAAACAGGAAAAUAGAUUUAAUAUCCUGGUAAAAGGGUAUUCAGUGAUUGAAAUUCAUCACAUUCUGCCUGAGUGGUUGCUGUUGGUGUUGAGGCACCUGUAUUGUCAGCUAGUGACAGGGUGGUGAAACAGGAUCAAUAAUUAUCCUGUGGAUUCUAUGUCAUGUCUUCCAUGCAGCAAACUCCCCAUCCCCAUUCACAACUGUGUUGAAAUGUGGACUCCACCUCUGCAGUAAUUUUUAUUUUUUUAAAACACGAGUUCUUGCAAGGGUGCUCAGUCCUCGUUCAUUAAGGCAUCUUAUCGCUGCAGUAAGCAGCAAGCCUCACAAUUUAUGCCCUGUCAACCUAUUCUUUCCAAAGGUCGGUGCCUCCGUAAUAGCGCUGCUGUAAUUGAGACGACACUCGAGGACUGUCACACUAGAGGAGAUAUGAUUAUGUCAUGGGUACUGGGUGUUCAUUAUUCAUUCAUGUCUAUUCUAGCUGUCGCACUUGCUACAGUUACAAUGGCUCUCUAAUGAGAAAAGGGUUUUGCAGCUACCCAACUAUAGAAUCUCUUCCUAGGGGGAGGGGGGGAAGCUAUUCAUAAAGAUCUCUUAAUGAGUUUCUCUUUAAAGUCCUUGAAGCAUCCCCUUGUUCACAUGGUCACCAGAACGGGUAAAGGAUUAUUUCCUUUCCGCCAUUCAAAACAACACUAAAAGAGCAAAGUGCUAUAGUUUAUCAUUACAUAUAGUCAGGUGGUGAAGGUGCCAAAACAGACAAAAAUUAAGAUGACACUGGGAUGACCAUACAUUGGAAAUGGUGAGAAGGGGGGAAUCAGUGUGCCUAUUGCCUGUGACUAAACAAUAUUGAUUUUACAAACAAAGCAGAAUCAUUGAUUGUUGUUGUUUAGUCGAUUAGUCGUGUCCGACUCUUCGUGACCCCAUGGGCCAGACCACGCCAGGCACUCCUGUUUUCCACUGCCUCCCACAGUUUGUUCAAACUCAUGUUUGUAGCUUCGAGAACACUGUCCAGCCAUCUUGUCCUAUCUCGUCCCCUUCUCCUUGUGCCCUCAAUCUUUCCCAACAUCAGGGUCUUUUCCAGGGAGUCUUCUCUUCUCAUGAGGUGGCCAAAGUAUUGGAGCCUCAGCUUCAGGAUCUGUCCUUCCAGUGAGCACUCAGGGCUGAUUUCCUUCAGAAUGGAUAGGUUUGAUCUUCUUGCAGUCUCUUCCAGCACCACAAUUCAAAAGCAUCAAUUCUCCGGCGAUCAGCCUUCUUUGUGGUCCAGCUCUGACUUCCAUACAUCACUACUGGGAAAACCAUAGCUUUAACUAUACGGAUCUUUGUCGGCAAGGUGAUGUCUCUGCUUUUUGAGAUGCUGUCUAGGUUUGUCAUUGCUUUUCUCCCAAGAAGCAGGCAUCUAUUAAUUUCGUGACUGCUGUCACCAUCUGCUGUGAUCAUGGAGCCCAAGAAGGUAAGAUCUGCCACUGCCUCCAUUUCUUCCCCUUCUGUUUGCCAGGAGGUGAUGGGACCAGUGGCCAUGAUAAAGCUGAGGAAAUGGUGCAGCUCUUGGGCUUUGACUGCCGAAUGGUCUCUCCUUUUCCCACUCACACUUCCAUUGUAAUGGUUUAUCUCUCCUCCCAUGGGCUCAUUCCUGUUUGGUAUAUGAUGAAUGUUUUGAGCUGCAGCACUUAAUAAUAAAUACAGGGGUUUUUCAUUAUAGAUGUACAGUACAUAGGUCAAGCAAUGGGACCUCUGCCGGUGGCGCCAGUGGUAAACCUCAGCGCUCUAGGACUUGCGCGUCAUCGCAUGGUCGGCGGUCCGGAGCCAGCGCUGCUGGGUGAGCUCCUGUCGAUCGCGUCGCCAGCGUGCUGCCCACCUGGCAGUUAGCCAGCACCCAGUAAAGUGCAAGUAGAUAAAUAGGUACCACUCCGGCGGGAAGGUAAACGGCGUUAUCUGCUGUGCUGCUCUGGUGCCGGCUCGCCAGAGCAGCUAGGUCACGCUGGCCACGUGACCGGAAGUGUCUGGGACAGCGCUGGCACCCGGCCUCUUAGUGAGAUGGGCGCACAGCCCUAUGAGUCUGGCAAGUACUAGGCCCGGUAUGACGCACAGGGCUACCUUUACCCUAGAUGUACAGUACUUAUCAGCAACAAGUGAGAGUUUGGCUAUGCAAAGCAGUAAUAGCAGAACUGCUUGAGAAUUUUUCAUUAUUAUUAUUCAGCCUCAUAAGUAGCGAUAAGCUUAGGAAAAGAUAAGCUUAGCAAUGAAGGUGAGUUUAUGAAGAGAGAAGCGUAUCAUUUCAUAAUGAUGAUCGUUGAAAAGUGAGGUGGUAAAAUAGGCUAUGCCACUUCUGGCUUGCAUGUGGGAUGUGGCACUUUUUAAAUUAAAACAAAACAAAGCUACUUGCAAGUAACAUACACAUUGCUGAGAGAGCAUCUGCUUCAGCCAGUUUGCUGCUGUGAUAGUUUUCUUAUUUGUAGGGACAUUUUUAGGUGUGAAAGCAUUACAAAGACUGGUCCUCUACCUGCAGCCUGAAAUAGUUCAGUCUGUCUUACCUCCUUGUAGUCUAUUACUUCAUUUCCACCUCAUGCGUGCAUUCUCAGCUAAUUAGUUCUUAGCUAAUUGUGUGAAUUAGAGCAGGCAUAGGCAAACUUGGCCCUCCAGAUGUUUUGAGACGACAGUUCCCAUCAUCCCUGACCACUGGUCUUGAUGGGAGUUGUAGUCCCAAAACAUCUGGAGGGCCAAGUUUGCCUAUGCCUGCCCUAAAGCUAAUAUGGGAGUUAGCAUUCUGUUCUCACAGUAGCCGUAUGAGGUAGGUCCUUACUGUUCCCAUUUUAUAGAAUGGGCAAUUGCAGCUGAAGAAACCAUCGAGGAUCAUUCCCUCCCAGGUGCACCUACAACAAAUUUAUCCUAUUAAAUGUUUUAAAUACCCCAGUUCAUUGGUGUGGUACAAGAAAAGGUUGCUAGGCCUUUUGAAGUGCUGAAUGGCCUGUUUGCUAUUUAUUGGCACAGACCAUUUACAGAUUUAAACGAUUCCCUGAUACGCAUCUCUGUGGUGUUUGCUUAGCCGUCCACAGGCUUUAUUUAUUUUAAAAUAUUCAUAGACCACUUAAACAUCAAAAUGUGUCAAACUGGUGUACAAGUGAACGAAGGGCACCCGAGGCCAACAGCCAACAAUAAAACAGCAUUAAGUCCAAAAAUACUGUAGUAGUGUUAGUUUUAUAUAGCAUGGUUUGAAGAGAUGUUCUGACCUGUUGGAUUAAAUGCCUGUUCAAAAACAUUUGGAGCUUCCUAGGGAGUCAACUUCUCUUCCUCUGUUCUGCAACACUGCAAGUUGGAUGACCAAGUGUUUCAUAAUCAGGUUUCAGUAAGUGUGUGAAUAUAUACCGUAAUAAUCUAAGUCCACUUUUCUCUUUCUAGUUGAUAGCGUCCAUUGUGUUCAUCAGCUUUGGAGUGGUAGCAGCUUUCUGUUGUGCAAUCGUUGAUGGUGUGUUUGCAGCACGACAUAUAGUAAGUAUGCCUUUUUGAUAUUCCUCUCUCCCCUGGUUAGCUUACGCUUCGUGCCUACUAAGCCAUUUCUGGUUGUGGUGAAGUUCUAGUGAUCCACUUCAGGUUCAGCAUGUGAAGGGUGUAGUUGGACCAUUAGCAGUUAUGCAGCACGCACUUCCAUGUGUUCAGUGUGGUUCGCAUGGUCUUUAAGCAGAGGCUUGACAACCAUAUGUCAGGAGUGCUCUGAUGGUGUUUCCUGCUUGGCAGGGGGUUGGACUCGAUGGCCCUUGUGGUCUCUUCCAACUCUAUGAUUCUAUGAUUCUAUGAUUCUAUGUUAAGAUCAUUAGGAAAGGGACCAAAAAUAAAACUGCUUAUAUGAUAGUGCUUGCUUUGCAAUUUUCUGCUGCAGCAACACUGCCUAUGGUUAUGGACACCACAUCUCAAAAAGGAUAUUGUAUAGCUGGGAAAGGUGCAGAAAAGGGUAACCAAAAUGACUAAGGGACUGGAGCAACUCCCCUACGAGAAAAGCUUACAACACAUGGGUUUUUAGUUUGGAAAAAAUGGUGUGUAAGGGCAUUGGGGGACAUGACAGGAGUAUAUAUAGGGCCACAAUCGAAACUCCCAUUCUUCUAGGCGCAUUUUGCGACAGGGAAUUUCAUUAGCGUGAGCAGUUUCUGAGCUCUGGGUGCAGUACUGAGCCUAAGAUUUCAUAUUAAAACUGUAGAGUGGAAGGAAAGGAGGACCUUUUUCUGCCUCUCCACUUCCAGCCACUCUCUGAAGACUGGAGAAGAGACCCUUCUAAGAAUAUCAGGAUGGGUGGGCAGGGGAAGCAUGGCUUUGUGUUUUUUUUACAGUCUUCAGAUGAGGACUAGAACCAUGUGAAAAACGAACAUAGGAUUUUAGCUGCAGUUCAUUCAUUUUCAGCUUUGUAUUCUCGUUAUAAAAAAAGCGCGCCUAGGCAUUCCGUUGUUGCGCCCAUAACCUAGGUUUAAGAUGCAACUGAACCCCUAGCUUUCAUAUCUCAGUUUCUAUCACUGGAUAGCUGGUGAGCUGACUGAAUUGCAUUCCACCAUUAUAAAAUUAUGUGUGGUAUGGAGAAAGUGGCGAGAGAGAGUUGUUUCCUUCUCUCUCUUUCAUAAUGCUAGAAAACAGGGCCAUUCAAUGAAACUGGAAAUGCUGGAUGGUUCAGGACAGACAAAAUAACGUAUUUUUCGCUCUAUAACACGCACCCGACCAUAACACGCACAUAGUUUUUAGAGGAGGAAAACAAGAAAAAAAAUAUUCUAAACGAAACAGUGGAUGUAUGAUUUUUGUGGUUCAUGCUGUGGCCACAGACAUGCGAUCUGACGGUGAGUUUGGGAUAGCCCAAUGCAAAAAUCCUGAGGAUCCAUGUGGAUCUAUGCUUUGUAACCACGUUUUUGCACCACUGCGGCCCCAGGCAACAGUGGGUGCGUGAUUUUUUUGGAGCAAGCUGUAGCCAUGGACAUGCUAUGUAAUCUGAUGGUGAAUUUGGGGUGACCCAGUGCAAAAAUCCUGAGGAUCCAUGUGGAUCCGUGCUUUGUAACCAGGCUCUCUGCCCCUCUCUUCUCCCCACUCAGUGGCUCUUCUCCCGCUUUGCUGUUUCAAAGCGAGCCACGGAGGAGGGAAGGAAGGGGAACCAUGGAUCCUUUGCUCACGACUGCAGCAGAUCCCCCUGCCAUCCGUAGGCAUUCGCUCCAUAACACGCACAGACAUUUCCCCUUACUUUCUUGGAGGAAAAAAGUGAGUGUUAUGGUGCAAAAAAUACAGUAAAUGACUUCAGCAAUCAACACAUGAGUGGGAAAACGCCUAUUGUGCUCAUAAUAAAAUACUAAUAAUAAUAAAUUUUAUUUAUACCCCGCCCUCCCCAGCCAAGACUAGGCUCAUGUCAUGCUUGCAGGCUUCUCAUACACAUUUGUUUGGCUGCUGUAAGAAUAGGAUGCUGGGGUUUUGGUAUAAUCCAGCACGGCUCUUCCUAUGUUCUUAUUAUUUCAGAAAUGUUUACAGGGAAGGCAGUACUCUCUUUCCUGUACAGCAGACAGCGGUCUGAGGCAAAGUGAUGUUCGAUACCUAGGUAGGUUACUGUGAGGAGAACCUGAGCUUACAGGGUUAAACAGCUCAGAGUGUACGCCCUGCCUACUGUUGGGAGGGGGGAACUUCUGCGUCAUUUCCGAGAGCCUCAAGCCUUUGUUCUCUCUACUUUCGCUUUUGAGGAGAGAGGACGUGUUUUCACGAUGCUGUUCACUGUGAUAGAUAAUGGAUAGUCUGCUGUAAAUAAAACUGCUUUUAGCUGCUAAGAUCCUGAGUGGACUUUAUUUAAGCACACUGAAGCAGGCACUGGAGUUUUUGCGGUCUUUCUCUUACCGCUGCUGAUCUCUGCUUUGCUCAGAAGCAUCGGAAUGUGGACUUUGGAAUGCAGAGGCCUGGCCGGCAAGAGCUGUGCGGUGGGAAGCGUGCCGGACGUCAGGCUUAUCUGAGCAAUAAAUCAAUCUGCUCAACAGUUACUUCCUGAGUUUAUGUCAAAACUUGAACUAGAGCAGGCUUUCCCAAACUUGGGUCCCCAGCUUUUUUUUUUUGACUACAGUUCCCAUCAUCCCUGACCACUGGUUCUGCUAGUUAGGGAUGGUGGGAGUUGUAGUCCAAAAACAAACACAAGUUUGGGAAACCCUGAACUAGAGUCUUCCUGGUUCAUAGUCUUGGUCACUUGGCACUCUGAAACUGUUGGGGAAUUUAGUGAAUCUGAGGGGGUGAAAGAUGUGGAGAUAAUAAUAAAAAAAUAUAUAAAAAAUAUAGAGCUAGAAGAGAGAAGUUAAUUUCAAGGUACAGAAGUUUCACAUACAAGUGUUGUUUUUUUCUUUUUUGAAAGUUAAUGAAUAUAUGGAAAUAUGGAAGAAAAUAAUAAUAAUUAUUAUACUCACUUCUCGAGGCUCCAUAAUCCCCCCCCCCAAAAAAUGGGUCAUUAUUGUGAGGAAACCACAGUAUAAAAAUAUAUGAAGUGACAGGAUUGUGUGAUGGAGUACUACUCAUGUCAAAUAUAACUUAACCACCCUUGAUCACAGCGAAAUAUAUAAUGUGGCAUCUUAUUUUUAUUUCAAUCAUGUUUUCAUUAGAAAGAGAUGGCAAUCGUUUAUAAGAAAUAAUGCACACUGUGUGCCUGUUUCCUUUUUCUUUUUUGCCUGUUUUCUUAAUGCAGAUAAUUUAUUUCUUUCCUGCUUUUCUUAAAAAGUCAUGCGCAAAAUAAUGAAAGUUAGCUAUGUUCUGUCUUUCACAAAGUACCUCCAGCUUUUUAAAAAAUAAAGGAGAGGGGGGGAUCCAUUGUUAUCACAUGUGAAGAUGGCAUAAAUUUGGCACAAACACUACUGAAGAAAAAUGUAUUUCAGGAUAUAUAGCUCCACAUGAUUUGCCCCAUUCAGAGGAAAAAAACACUUCACUUAAUAGAAAGCUCUAUAGAAAAGCACUUACAAAAAUUAGAAGCUGAUGUAAAAGGGACUUGAUUUAAAGUACCCCUGUCUCGUGUGAGAAAUCGUAAUGCAGAUGUCAUUUGCUUUGUUCACAUUCAUCCCAGCGUUUGUGUAUUCAAAACCACUAUUCACCUCCCCCCCCCCAUUUUUUAAAAAAGUGGAAUGCCUGGAUCAACUGAAACAAAUAAAGGUGGAAGUAGUUUGUAAUGAUGUUAGUUCGGGGCAGGGCGGGGGGAAUACAGAUAUUACAGGAAUCCAUUAUCUGUGAAUCAUGUUUGUUGGCGGUAUAUUGUUACACAGCAGUAGAGCUGGCCCUUGCAUGUAACUUAAUAUCCUUUCAAAACAACAAAACAACCUUUUCACCAGGCCUGUAGAAGACAGUUGCUCCCCCUUGUGAUUCUAUAGCUUGGCGGGGGGCGGGGGUGAGGACAAACUUUCAAGGCAGGUCUCUUCAUCCAAAUACAGUGGUACUUCAGGUUACAUACGCUUCAGGUUACAGACUCCGCUAACCCAGAAAUAGUACCUUGGGUUAAGAACUUUGCUUCAGGAUGAGAACAGAAAUCGUGCUCCGGUGGCAGCGGGAGGCCCCAUUAGCUAAAGUGGUGCUUCAGAUUAAGAACAGUUUCAGGUUAAGAACAGACCUCCCGAACGAAUUAAGUACUUAACCCGAGGUACCACUGCACUUAAAAGGGAAUGGUGUGGGUUGGGAGGAUAAGGUAUUUAUUUUGCAAUGCGCUUCUCCAACCAAAACAUGUCUAAACAAAUGUGAAUAUUAGUGGGGAGGUGUGCAUAAAAUGUAUCUAUUAGUGAAAAUAACAUACAAAAUGCAUUCUAUUAGGGACGUUGCUUGGGGGGAAAGUGCACGUUAGGGAAAGAGUGCACACACACAAAAAUGUAUUUUGAAGAAAUUUAUACUAAAGUGCUGAUGAAUGCUGAGGAUUACCGGUAAUUGCAAUCUAAUGAUGGCAUGUGAGCAGAAUUUAAGACUGGGAAAAUGAGAACCUGAGGGAAGUCAGAUUUGACAGUCAAAUUCAGUGUAGUUUGCUUCUGAGUAAGCGUCAUAGGAUUGCACUGUUAGGUACUUUUCCUUCUGGGAUAUGGGUGGCGAGGUCUAAACCACUGAGCCUCUUGGACUUGCCAAUCGGAAGGCUGGCAGUUCGAAUGUGCACAAUGGGGUGAGCUCCCAUUGCUCUGGCCCAGCUUCUGCCAACCUAGCAGUUCAAAAGCAUGCCAGUGCAAGUAGAUAAAUAGGUACCACUGCGGCGGGAAGGUAAAUGGCAUUUCCUUGCGCUCUGCUUUCCUUCACGGCGUUCCGUUGCACCAGAAGCGGUUUAGUCAUGCUGGCCACAUGACCCAGAACGCUGUCUGUGGACAAACGCCGGCUCCCUCAGCCUGAAAGCGAGAUGAGCGCUGCACCCCAUAGUCGCCAUUGACUGGACUUAACUGUCCAGGGAUCCGUUACCUUUACCUUUUACCUUUACUUUUCCUUCUCCUUCAUCAAAUAGUAAUCAGUAUGAGUUAAUUUUUAAGAGUAUGGCAAAAUCCUGAGUGGGGAGGCCCUUAUUAAAAGUUUAACCUCUUUCAUUAUGGAUCCUUUUUUAAGAAUUUGUGAAUUCCAUGGUGCCAUCUGGUGGCCUUUUUCUGGAACAGGAGGGCAUUUCUGGGAAGAACCUCAUCCUGUUCCAUAAAAACCACAGUAUCAUACAUAGAACAUGCUAUAAAAUGAAGAUUUGGGACAGCAUGAUGCAUGAAUCAUGUUAAUUUUAGUGCCAGGGAGCUUUUGACACUAAAAAUCCCACAGGGCUGUCUUUGUUAGUCUGUUGCCUUAGAAACAAACAAAGAAUCCUGUGACACCACAGAGACUGAUAAAUUUGUUAUGGCAUAAAUGGUUGUGGACCUCAGGCCAUUUCAAAUAAUCAGAAUGGCGCCUCUUGUUCACACAUGCCUACUCUUUCUCCACUUAAUCGUAUUGACAUAUUUUUGGAAAAACCAAUGCUACCAGUAAAAUUCAUUCUAUUUAUUGGCUCUCUGUUAAAAAAUAGAAGCAAUUCUGUUGAUAAACGGCAAGGCAGUAGGAAACCGAACUCAAAUAAUAUGCGAUGCCCUCCCCACAAUUAAAUUAGCCAAUCGCUUUGAAGGAAAACGUUAGGCCUAUUUUUCCUUCUCCAUGGUGGUGCAAGAUGCAAAAUCAUAACUAAUUACCUUUAAUAUCAUUUCCUGAGUGAGUCAUUAACGUAAUUGCACAGCUCAUAUGGUAAUUUCUUUUAUAAAAAAAUUAAAUUAGCAUUCAUCAUUCCAAAUGGGAAAGUAACUUUAAUUCACUUCUUGGGUUUAGAUUUUCUUUGUGUUUAAAGCUCUGUGGCCUAUUUUAUAGCUUUGUUUUAUUUUUCUCAAGAGCUUUUAUAUGAUUGGUGAUGAUUAGUUAAAGGGACAAAGAACUUGCAGCUGUUCAAAUGUUUUUUAACUACAACUCCCACCAACCCUAGCAUAGCCAAAGCUCAGGGGUAAUGGUACUUGUAUGCCAACAACAUCUGGAAGGCUGUAGGUUCUCCUUUCCUGAUUGAAAGCAAAUAUCUGGGUGUUUUCCUAGAGAUGAUAUGAAAUGUAUAUAAAAGACCUAUGUAUAUGUAUAUGUAUAUGAAAGACCUACAUUGGCUCCCAGUAUGUUUCCGAGCACAAUUCAAAGUGUUGGUGCUGACCUUUAAAGCCCUAAACGGCCUCGGUCCAGUAUAUCUGAAGGAGCGUCUCCUCCCCCAUCGUUCUGCCCAGACACUGAGGUCCAGCACCGAGGGCCUUCUGGCGGUUCCCUCACUGCGAGAGGCCAAGUUACAGGGAACCAGGCAGAGGGCCUUCUCGGUAGUGGCGCCCGCCCUGUGGAACGCCUUCCCAUCAGAUGUCAAAGCGAUAAACAACUACCUGACAAUCAGAAGACAUCUGAAGGCAGCCCUGUUCAGGGAAGUUUUUAAUAUGUGACAUUUUAGUGUAUUUUUCAUCUUUGUUGGAAGCCGCCCAGAGUGGCUGGGGAAACCCAGCCAGAUGGGCGGGGUACAAAUAAUAAAUUAUUAUUAUUAUUAUUAUUAUUAUUAUUAUUAUUAUGUAUAUGUAUAUGCAAUUUUCCUGGUAUUUCUUUAUUUUGAAAAUGUGUCUCAGGCUACGCGGUUUGCUGCAACUUUUAUGCCAUUAAUUCCUUUCUUCCAAAUGGGGCUGUGCUUACAAGGCUGUAGCCUGGACCCAGAUUGUGACCUAAGUGCAAACAGUUUCUCAGGUUUCCAAGAGGACCAUUUCAAUUAGCAACAAGCCAUCAAUAACAUGAUGGAAAACUGGACUUUUCUCAGGCAAUAAGCAUGUUGAUACAGUUGUAAGGUGUACCUUCCAACUUACUGGAAAACAAAGUUGCCCAUAGGACACAAAGGCUUAAAACUACAGUGGUACCUCGGGUUAAGUACUUAAUUCGUUCCGGAGGUCUGUUCUUAACCUGAAACUGUUCUUAACCUGAAGCACCACUUUAGCUACUGCCGCGCUGCCGGAGCCCUAUUUCUGUUCUUAUCCCGAAGCAAAGUUCUUAACCUGAAGCACUAUUUCUGGGUUAGCGGAGUCUGUAACCUGAAGCGUAUGUAACCUGAGGUACCACUGUACAUAUUAAGAGUCUUGGUUAAGGCUCUUUUUGUCUAGGGAGACACAUUAGAACUUUCCAUACAAAAGCACAAGAUUGGUUGCUGAGGUGUCUGAACACUUUAUUACUCUUACAUUUUAAUAUUGUAUUGUGAGUGACACAUGUAUUGUUUAAGCGCUACGUGCUUUUCUGUCAAUUUGACAAUUGUUUAUUUUGCACCAGAAAAAUAGUAGCAUCCCUUUUUAAGAGGGGUGAAAGAGAUUAAUAUAUUUUUUGGAUAUGCAAGUAGGAAAAAUCCAAGUCUGAGUGGCGUUAGAAUAUAUCACCAUGGCAUCACUGUUUGUUUGAAAACUGGCUUGAAAAUAGCGCUGUGUUUUUCAACCCAGGAACAUAUGUUCCAUGUCAGCAUAAAAUCAAGCAAAGUUGAGUUGGCAGAAAUUACUUCACAAGGACUUUACAGCAAGGUGCUUUAUUUUAAUGCUAUUUGUAGUGAUGUUACAAAUGUGGAUUUUUUUUUAAUGCAGUGCCAUGACAACAAAUGUAUAGCAGAUAAACAGAGAAAGUUCUUGGCCCAAGAAAAGCUAUGGAGAACAUGGAAGCAUUCAUAAUUAUUAUAAAUAAAUCUGAUCACUUACCUCUCCUGAUUUUUGCAGUAAUCACAGUGAUCUGCCUGGCUUAGAGCUUCAACUUACUGACCUUAGUAUUUUAUCUCAAAACUGCUGAAGAAGUGUAACUUAGACAUAUGUUUAGAAGUUUCGCUAUAUAGAGGGGUAUCUGCCAGGAGCUACUAAUUUCAUAGUCAGCAUCAGAGAGUAAAAAUAGAAAAAUGCAGAUACUGCAAAGGAAAGAUGAAUUCUCUGCCUGGCAGCAUAUAGAAUCCCAAGCUCAAGACAAAGUAUACCCCAAAUACAUUAUAGGUUUUGUGGCAUUGUCUCAUAAGUUCAGAUCCACUGUGAGCACAUUUAAAUCUAAAUAAAGGAGAUAUAAUUUUUUUUGCAUGUGAGAACAAAUUCUGCCAACCUCUGAACUAUCAGGUAGUUAUGGGCUGGAACCAAGGUUGAUUCUCAGAUACUCAGUACCAGUUGCUUUGUCUUGCUUUUAAAAUAUCAAAUUAUUUUGUUCUGUUUUUAAAAAAUAUACAUUAGUGCCCUUGGGGUGCAAGUGGAGGGGUGGCACCUCUGGUGGGUGACACAUUGUGCUCCUUCUGGGGUCGUUUGUCCACCUUUGGUCUCCACCCAGCUCUCACCUGUCAGAAGCUGUCAGCAUGCAACAACAGCCACACCCCGAGAAAUGGCUUCGGGUGACUGGCAAAACUGGGUGAGGGUAGCUGAUUGGUCUCAAACGCUUGGUGAGUUAGGGGCUUCACCCAGCAUGCAAAGGCAGGCUCCAGCAGAUUUAGCAUAGUGGGUCCAACGGUCAAGGAGCCAGUUUCUGCGUGCGCUGUAGACGGAAGUGAGAGGCAGAUGGGACUCAUCAACCUGGGAAGGUAGCCCUUCUAGGAGAAGGAAGCUUUGAUCCUAAACUUCUGCUGCCUUGUGGGAUAUCUUCAGUAGACGAAAAGGCUAAGGAGUAAACCCUAUACUUUACAAAUCCAGAGUGAAGUCCCUAAGGUGGUUGGGGUGGUGUCUUGUAUGCCUCCUUUUGGCAACUCCUGCAGCCCAGCUGGUGCCAAGUGUAUUGCUCUGCUUUGCUUUGGACCACAUGAGCGAAGCCGAUGGUCUUGUUGUCUGGGCAUCCCAGGACCUCCAUACACACCACCCAGGCUUGUGCCCCAAAGAGGUCACUUUGGUGCUGCUAAAGUCUGGCAUCACCAACAGAGGCACACUCCGUCGUUUCUAGAGACAGAUGGAUGGCUUUCAAUCAUAUUCUCAGGGCAGUUGAAUUGCCAGUUGGUUUUGGAUUUCUAGCUCACUCAGUCUCAAACAUGGGCAGUGAAUGAAAACAUUUAAGCUAGGGGUAGGGAGCCUUCUGUUAGAUUCCAUGUGCAAUCAGAUGAAAGUCUGACAGAUCAUGGAAUGUGUGUCCUUGCUUUGGAAAGCUAGUGUAAGCUUUAAAAGAUCUGUAGCUUGUGCUUUCUGAUUUCACACUUUCUAUGAGUUGUAUAGAUAUAUCUACCUGCCUCUAGAGGGCGCACACGCUCUUCCUAAUAUUGGAAACUUUUAUUUUAAAAAAGUAGUUCAGCAUUCUGUUCUCACAGUUGCCAACUAGAUGCCCAUGGGAAGCUGACAAGCAGAAUGUAAGUGCAGUAGGAGUCUAUCAUUCUGAACUGAUGAUCAGGGGUUGCUGAACAUGACUAGUAGUCUCUGAAAGCCAUAUCGGUCAUGAAUUUGUCAAAUCCCCUUUUAGAGCUGUUCAGAUGGCCAGCCAUCACUACAUGUUUUAGUGGUGAAUCCUAGUUGUUAUUAUGGAUCUAUGUCAGAGGAUCAGAGACCCUUGUAUAUAACUCAGCAAUCAGGAUUUUCACCUAAGUCUAUACCCAAAUGAAUACUGGGGGCUCUUGAAAACUCUCCCAACACAGAGGUUUGGGACAUUGCAGGGCAAUGACAUGAAGCGAAAUUCUCUUGCACUUUUCUGCAGGUUGUGGAAGGCUUGGUGGUCCUUACUGUGGGUGUCUAUGUGAGUUUUGAUGAUACGGUAUAAGAGAUAUUCUGCUUACACACACACAGAAAUAAAUGAUUUGUGGACGUAGCAUGUGUUGGACAGCAGUUAGCAAAUAAAGCUGUCCAGUGAGUUCUUUAUAGACAGUUCAGUAGCAGUAUUUUCCUAGCUUUUAGAUUUGGUCCAUUUCACUUUUCCAUUAGAUUUGGUCCAUUUCACCUUGCUGCUGUUAAGCAAUUAUAAUGCCUAUAGAUAUGCACUAUAUGUAUUACUCAUGUGAUUUAUGAGCUACUUAAAAUAAAAUCAGGUUUCGCCUCAUUUUGAUUCCUUAUUUGGGGGAAGGGGUUUGUUAGAAAGCUCUAGUCUAGUCUAGUCUAGUCUAGUGCAUAAUCAUUUGUGCAAUGUAUUUUGAGAUCAUUGAUGGACAAGCAAAGCUUCCCACACGGAUUAGGAAAAAAAGGAAUCUAGUUUGGAAUCUUUGCAAGUUUGAUUCACAGAGUUAAGCUUGAAUUUAAGCUAACCACCAAAAGCAACAACUUUAAGCAUGGUUUGUGGCGCAGUAACCAAAUUCUGCAUGGUUUGUGUGUGUAACAAGACAAGAUAGAGUGCUUGGUGGGGAAGAAAGUUGAUUUGACUGUAAUUGGAAAACUGGUUUGGGAUAUCCUACUUUUCCUGAAGACUCGGGCUGUGUUCACACAUAGACUCUGAAAUGUACAGGGGUCAUCUCCCCUCAGUGUUAUUUUGUACAUAGAUGUUUGCAGUUGUACACACCUUCACCUAAAGCAGCAGCUACUCUCUGCGUUGUCUGUACCCACAGGUGUGCAUGUUUUAAACUAGUGUGCAAUUGUGUUUUCUAUUCCUCUCUCCUCAAUUAGUGUUUCCACAGAUCUUUUUUAAAAAAAACCAGUCUUUCGAAAGGUGCUGGAAACUAGUAUGUUGUAUCUUGAUAUAUAAAUGAUAUGUAUCAGUAUAAAGAAGCAGCUAAGUUACUGUGCUGCUUCCUGUUCGCCUAUUUCAUUCAUAGACAAGUCAAACAUACAUUCCCAGCACAAAAUGGAUUAUAACUGUUCCUUUAGACUGACAGUUAGUGUGGACCAAAGAUGAUAUGGAGAUGGCGUGUGCACAGCACACCGAAAAGGUGCCUGCCUCCAUCACUGAAUGCACGUUGCCAUGCAGGGUGUGCACAACAUCAGGCUUGCAGUCUUGAGUCUGCGCUUGGAUCCUGCAUUGCUCCUGUAUGCACAAGAACUUUGAUCAAACAAAGAAUUUGUUAAGCAUGUAACUGGAGAAAAGAGGAGGGAAUGCCCAAGCAGAGUUUAUUCCCAAUAUUCCUGACUAUGGUUUGGAGGAUGACAAGUAGGAACCGUUAGGAUUCUUGCUCCGUAUUUGCAGUCAUGAGAUUGUUGUCUAUCACAUGGCGGUGUAUGUUUUCAUUCCACAGUGUGGGAAGUGAUGGAGACAGGAUGUUUUGAUGUUACUGUGUUCCGUGGUGUGGGACUAUUGUCCUUUGUUUCUUUCUCUCUUUGCAGUCUGAUGAGAAAGAGGAAGGAGCUAAAGCAGAAUGCUCCGAGUGUAUUAUAUGUAAAUAAAGUAGAUUAGCCAAAAUGCUGUACUACUGAGUUCUGUUACGCGAACUGCAAAUACUCUGCAGGAUCGUAAGUGUGCUGAUGCCUCUUGGUAUCAGUCGCUGUGAUGUUCGGGCUGAAGAAAGCUUUGGAAGCUCCCGAAUGACCAGGAGGGAAAGAACAUGCCAGUCGGGCAUGUGUCUCUGCCAGGGUCCUACACGAGAGUAGGAUGAUCCUAACAGGAACUAGUUUUCGUUACUGCCCAACUGCUCUUGAUAUUAGGAAUUGUUUUAGGAGAUCCAAUCUAAAUGUUUAUUUCUAUAACUUAAACCUUCAAAAUUGCAGUGUAUGAAUUGCCACCAGGGUAGAAUCAAUCCUUGCAUAUGCAUCAGUAAGGAUGAUUAUAUUUUCCCAACACACAUUACCCUCCCUGCUGAACAUAACCACUUAUGUCUUGCUUCCAAGCCAACAAUUGUGUGUUAGAAAGGAAACACAUGGCAAAGUGUUCCUUGGCUAUCUAAUUACCUAAAUGGACUUAACAACUUUACAAAAUUGAUGCAGUUUGUCUGGGAGAUAAUUGCAAUAAUGUAUCUCAAAGCCUUAUCUUUUUUCUCUUUUUUUGCAGGAACCCAGGCCUUUAUAUAAUAAACGGUGCCAGUAUUAUUCAAGUGGAGUUGGAUUCUUAUAUGAUGUUUACCAGACCGAGGUAAGCUAUUAUAGUGUAGUUUUUGUAGCUUUAUGAAUGGGGAAAGCCACUUCCAAGAUGACUAGGAGUAUAAAUGUUUUGCAGUCAAAGCACUUGGCCACUGUGGAUUUAUUUUCCAGACUUAAAACACACUAUCAUAUUUGUAACAAGAAUAUUUUCUUUGGAAUCAAAGCUAUUCUCAUUCCAUUCUUGUUGCUUAAUGGUCCCUUGGAAUGCAUUCCUUAGACAUAACUCUUUUUUUUUUGUCUUUCUCUUUUUUACUGAGUGGCAUAUUGUCAUAUAUACCCAAGUUCAAGUUAAUAGGUUUAUACUGGCCCCAAACUACAACUCUACAGUGUAAUAGUCUGACACGGUCCAACAAUGUCUGCAUUUCGUAUUCAGAUUUAUUUUGGGUUGCGGUUCUGCAGCCAAGUACAGGAGCAGUUGUGGGCAAAUGGACUUUUGACUAAAACCUUACACUGAAUACAUAUUGUUUUUGGUCUGUGUUACUGUAUGUUUUAUGCUGAGCAUAUAUAUGUUGGCAAGUUCCGAACAAAAGGCCCAUCUAUUGUUUUGCAAGCAGGACAAGGAACAGAAACAAAAUUGGCCCCAAGGAAAGAUGAAUUCUGUAAAAUAAAACAGAACAAGGCUACCUAACAAAGUUGAAGGGGAUUUGAGCAGCCAUUUUGCUCAUGGGGAUUUGUUUCCAAAACAGCUCCAAUUUCUGACCACAGUGCAUGGUGUAAACUUAGUGAACAGAACUUCAAGUCUCCCAAAUGAAGAUUUGCUACCUCCUCUUUCUUCAGGUGACAUGUUACACCUUAAACAGCAAGUGUCUGCUGAAAGUGAAGAGUAACACAUGCUACUGCUGCGAUUUGUACAAUUGUGAAAAGUAAGUACCUGUGGACAGCAGGUUUGGAGGGCUCCUGUCAGUCUGAGCCUCUUCAGCCACAGUCUGUUGUAACCCAAUGGAUGCUGCAAUCUGUAGUCUUAUAAAGCAGACACGUACUGUAUCUUCCUGCAAAAGUCACUAUUAUAGGAGGAGCCUAUUCAUUUGCUUUUUCAGCCAGGCAUGUGUUUAUAAUGUUAGUCAUAAAAUCUGGGGAGAAACUAUGCUUUACCUGGCUGUCUAAUACAAACCCACUCAGAAUGAAUGACGCAGUAGAAUACAUCAGCCAGGCCUCUUUUACUCCAGUUCUGAAGAUCUGCUAUUAAACACAAGUUCAGUGGGGAAUGGGCAAUGACUAGGUUUUUCCCCUGUGAUUAUUAUUAUUCCACUCAUCUGACUGGGUGACUUCCAACAAAUUAAAACACAGUAAGAUUUCAAACAUUUAAAACUUCCCUAUACAGGGCUGACUUUAGAUUUCUUCUAAAAGUCAAGAUGGUUGUUUAUUUCCUUGACCCAAAACACCCUCCCUUGCUCAUAUGCAUGUCAGCACUUGUAGAAGAAAAUGCCAUGUUUUUGCGAGAGACGAAAGUGGAGUGGGCAGAAGGGGAACCCAGUUGGAAAGUAGCUUGUAGAUUUUGUCACUAAUAGAUAGAGGGCCUUCUCAGUAGUGGCGACCGCCCUGUGGAACACCCUCCCUUCAGAUGUCAAGGAAAUAAGCAGCUAUCCUAUUUUUAAAAGACAUCUGAAGGCAGCACUGUUUAGGGACUUUUUUUUUUUAAAAAAAUAAGAUAUUUAUUAAGAUUUUCAAAAUAUUACAAAAGAAAAAUAGAAAAAAGAAAAAUACAAAAUAAAAUUAAUUCAAGUCAAUCUUUCAAUUACUUAUUUUUCAUUAGCUUGUUUCCCGGACCUCCUCACUCCUCCCUUUUUUGUAUUCCAGUUCAGUUUGUUAGUUCAGCAAAUUCUUCCCCUCUUUGUUUAUCCUAAUCUCUAAUCUUAGAGUAUUGUAACAUUAAAUUUUUACCUGUUAGUAAUCCAUUUUUCAUAUUCCCUUAUAAUAUUUCUGCUAAAAACCAUUUAAUUUAUAUCCAACAUCAUUCUAACAUUCAUUAAUUUUACAAUAUUUCUGUAAAUAGUCUUUAAAUUUCUUCCAAUCUUCUUCCACCGACUCUUCUCCCUGGUCUCGGAUUCUGCCAGUCAUUUCCGCCAGUUCCAUGUAGUCAAUCACCUUCAUCUGCCAUUCUUCCAGAGUGGGUAGAUCUUGUGUCUUCCAAUACUUUGCAAUGAGUAUUCUUGCUGCUGUUGUGGCAUACAUAAAAAAAGUUCUAUCCUUCUUUGGCACCAAUUGGCCGACUAUGCCCAGGAGAAAGGCCUCUGGUUUCUUCAAGGUAUAUUUAAAUACUUUUUCAAUUCAUUAUAGAUCAUCUCCCAGAAAGCCUUAAUCCUUGGGCACGUCCACCAAAGGUGAAAGAAUGUACCUUCAGUUUCUUUACAUUUCCAACAUUUAUUAUCGGGCAAAUGAUAGAUUUUUGCAAGCUUGACUGGUGUCAUGUACCACCUGUAAAUCAUUUUCAUAAUAUUCUCUCUUAUGUUUAGGGACGUUUUUAAUAUUUAAUGCUGUAUUGUUUUUAACACUCGAUUGGGAGCCGGCCACAGUGGCUGGGGAAACUCAUCCAGAUGGGUGGGGUAUAAAUAUAUUAUUAUUAUUAUUAUUAUUAUUAUUAAAACAGAUUCAUUUAUUCUGCCUGCCCCAAGCAGUGGCCUUAAUUUCUUUCUAUGCUUUCUAUCCAGAAUUUACUUAGGUUACUCUCUUUGCUUGGGCCACUUCCUGCUCAGAUGCAAACAUUAGGAUGGCUUUCAGACAUUUUUGUUUUCAUUUUAUUUUUUUGUUUUCAAAUUUCUAGUCUACCCUAUACCUAACCACAGCCAUUUUAAAAAAAAAAAAAUCUAGCCACCCUCCAGAAGUAGUACACAUUGGAAAACUCCUUCCAUCACAAUGUCUGGCAAACUGCUAUAUUUUGAAUACCAGAAAUGUCAUCAGUUUUUCAUUGUUUGAAUGAGAGGACGAAGGGAAAAGUAGGUGCAUUCUGGGACAUCUGUGUGCAAAAGUCCACACAGAUGUGCUCUGGGUUUUCUUUUUGUAAAUUGCUGCUGAUGUGCUGUUCUUCCCUCCCGACCCACCCCCUUCUCACCAGCUCAGAACACUCUACCAGCUAUUACGAGUUCCUUGGCGUGAACAGCUGUCAGGAUGUGGUCCACUUGUACCGGCUGCUCUGGUCCUCCACUGUCUUGAACAUCAUCGGGUUGUUUCUUGGCAUAGUCACAGCAGCCAUACUUGGGGCAUUUAAAGAUGUGGUAAGUCUCGAAAUGCUAGAGGCAUUUUAUACCGAUGGGAGUCAACGCAGUAGGCCUCGGGCUUCCAUGCAGAACAUGUGGUUGGGGCUAUUGCACAAGGAAUGUCUGGAGGGAGGGGAUUAACUCUUUUAUUGUCAAAAGUACAUUUACAAGUUAGGAAAAGGCAUGUCCCCCAGACCAGUGUGCCUUGGCUGUUGCUGUAACUGCCCUAUCGGGUGCACACCUAGGAGUAGCAGAGAGACCCAAGCUGUGGACGAGCAGGAGAAAGACUAUGCCUGCAUGUAACCUGUUUCUGCUCCUCCCUGUUCAGUCCUCCCCUGGUCCUGUGGGAGGCAGUGGAGCAGGAGAGGUGGGGGCAGUAGGAGAAGAUGUGGAAGGACUUGACUCUACACCAGCCUGACCUCUCUUCUCCUUCCUCUUGCACCUGUUCACCACUCUCCAAUCCUACAGCUACUCCUGCUUCUGCCUCUUGUUUUCUGGCUGUUAAUGUCUCUUCCAGAUCACAGAUCCCUUCUCCCAGUGCCCACUCAUCAAAAUUCAGCCACCACCCCUCAGUGUCCAGACAAUCCCUGACAUCUUGUAUUUUUAUGUUGCUGUAGCCUAGCCUAGAACUUUAUGUGAAAGGGCAAGUAACAAAAAUGUUUGGAGGUGCUAGGUGUAGAGUACAGUACUAGGUUUACCCAGAGAUUCCAGGGUGUCUGGAAGUCUUUGCCUGUGCAGCUGUAUGUGUGAAGUUCCCACCCCUAUAGAUGUUUUCACUGUACAUGCAGACACCAUGGGGUGAGCGGGGACUUCUUGACACAUGUAGCAUCAGGGGUCAGGAUGUUUCAUACAGCUCUGCUCCAUGUUGUUAGAACACCUUAAGGCUAGCAUAUCGUCACCUUGACACAUCAAAGGUGCCCUGCACAUGCAGAUUUCUAGCUGCAUGAGGAACUGCACAUACAAUUCCUAAGUCUUAAAGCAGCCUUCUUCAACCUGAUGCCCCCCAGAUGUUUAGGACUACAACCCCCUAAGCCAAGAGUUGUAGCAAGAAACGUCUGGAGGACACCAGCUUGGUAAGGGUUGCAUUUAUCGUUAUGGUUUCAUGAGUGCUGCAGCAGUAAGGUGGGGGGUUUUUUUUGCCAUAAUUAUUUUUUGACUGCCAGACCCAGUCUUCCCACCCCUCCCCUCUCAAAUGUCUGAUGUCAUUGCCCAAAAUCUGUCUAUGCUGGCAUUUACACCACAGAUGAUGGGUUAAAGGUGGGAUUUGGGUACAUACAUGUUCAGCAGCCCACUGAUACUGAACGCCCAGAGCUGCUCUGUGCACUGAGGCCUUGAAAACCCAUGGAUUUCAAUGGAAUUUAAGCAGCCUAAUUUUGCACAGGAUUUUUGCACUUUGCCAUUUUUUGUACUUAUUUUAAUGGCGAAAGUUGUCUUGGUUUAGUCUCCCCCAAGCUGCCUAUCUGCAUUUCAUGCAGCUGGUUGAUACAUUACUCUCUGAGAUGCUCGAUUCCUCAAAAGACAGGCAGACGCUUUCUAAAUUAUUUGUUUAAGGCACACGUGUUCUUUUGUGACCUAGAUGCCUGAAAAUAUUGGUUGGAAGAGUAAUCUUUAGGAUGAAAACCACAGGCAGGAUAAAUAGAACUUCCUUAGUUCUCUGCUUGUUGUGCUCAUGUUGGAUUUCCAUGCAUCUAUUAGCUGAGGCUGAUGCCUGAAUAUGCCAGCACCUUUGAAAGUCACACUGAAUUUGGAGGACCUGUGUAUGCACCAAAUAUCACGUAGAGUAAAGUUUCACGUUGAGCUAGCAUUUGCCAUCUUGUAAUUUAAUGUCAGGUGAAAGAAAGGCAAUUUGAACCAGUAAAUCUUUUCAGAGUUUCAAAUCCUUAUUCCUGGAUUUGCUUUUUAUGAAUACAAUCCAGCUGGAGACGACUGGCACACGGUCCAAACAGUGCUAUUUCCAAAUCCUACUUAAGUUGUUAAUAGGGAGCAAUUGCAGUUUCCCACAAUGCAUAUUUUGUCAUGGUGCCUUCCUGCUCUUCAGGCCACAAAGAGAAUCAUAACCAUUUUUUAAUUUGAAGUUUGCAUGCCAGUUCCUUACAGCUUGCUCAAAGUAUUGUUAGAGAUUUCGUUGAGGUUAGCAUUCAAGUCCCAAAGCAAAUGGCAAGGAAAUAAAUUGUGUCAGUUGUACUACACAAGCGAGUGAAAAGUACGGACAAAUGGUUUCUUGGUGCCCUCCAGGCUAAAUUCCUGGUAUCUACUUUGUUGCUGGAUUUCCAUGUUUGUUUGUGUGAAGUAAACUGCUAAUAGAUUUGAGUCACUUCCCCUCUCCUUCCUUGAGCAGUGUCAAGGGUCAGCACUGGACUGGGAGAAGACAUUAAAUAGAGCAGGGGCAGGCAUCCAAGAAGAAUGCAGGGAAGUAAGAAUAAGUGAGGGGAAAUGGAAUUGUUCUUCUAAAUGUCAUCGUCCCCUAAAGCUCUUAAAAAUAGCUCUUGAAUUUAUGAGGAGGUAGCUUGGCAUGAUAGUUAAAAACUGUGCACAUGAGUAAAAAAAUGCUGCAUGUUCUUUGAAAAUUUGACAUUGAGAGGCUGGAGAAGGGGUGGCCGUAACGUUGGCCUGGGGUCUUACUGUGGAGGAAUCAUAACAUUCAAUGCACAUUUGAAAAGAAGAACUAUUUACAGGAAGCCCCACUAUGCUUCCUUCGCAUCUCAAGCACUCUUGACUAGUGUGUGGUCUCUGAAAAAAUGUUGAAUUUGGUGUGUUACCAUUUGCACUGUAUUCUGCUACCGGGUUGCUUUUGUCGGGUAGUCACAGCAGUCAGAUGAAAUAGAGAGAACGCUCAGUGAAAUAAUUUCCCCCAACCAAGAUACCUACCUUUAAAAAGAGGAGCUUGGUGCAUUUGUUCCACAGAUGCAUUUGGACUUCCACAGCGACAUUUUUAUAACUAUUUGUAGUCCUUCAGAGAAAGGCAUUUUCUUUACACUGGCAGCUGCGUGCUCCUUGAAAUGUGUAAAAGUGGAAAGCUAUUCCUAUUACACACAUUCUGGUCUACAUUGAAAGUUGGGCAGGGGACACAAUACAUUCUAGUGUGUUAAGGUCACAAGCAGGGGAUGUGCCUGACUCAGCUCCCUUCCUUAAAAGUGUUUUGCAAGGAACAAAUAGAAGCAGGUUUGGCACCAAAGUGUUUCGACAUUUUUCUAAGGUAAAAGGUGCGGGAGGCAGUGGAAGACAGGAGUGCCUGGCGUGCUCUGGUCCAUGGGGUCACGAAGAGUCGGACACGACUAAACAACUAAACAACAACAAGGUAAAAGGAAGAGAUGGGAGUUUUAUCUUGUAAAAAAAGUCUUCUGUUCCCCAAUCUGCAGAUGUGGGAUAGCAUUUUGCCUCAACUUAUAUCAUGCUGUUCACGAAGGUGUCAUUCAAUGUACCAAUGGAUAUGGAAAAAGUAGUUGAUGAAUAUAAAAAUUAAACGUGGGGCAUAAGCAAAAUGUACUGAUCUAGCUGUCUUCCACAGGUGCCUCUCUCACAAAUUGCCUUCAGCUCUGGCCCUCCACCACAGAUUCUUUACAAUCCAGCUCAGCAGAUUCUGACGUAUGCUGGGUUUUGCCCUUCUGCAGCAACUGUCUCUCAUUAUGCUUCCUACCAUUUACCCCUUCAGGUAUAGUAGAGGAAGAGUUCCACUUCCCUUAACUGUAAAUCAGAUGCACCGUUAUGGCGCUGCUAGACUGUGCUCGUGGCGGCUGUUUGUGUGUGGGGGGUGGUGGUGGUGGUAUGUAUCAGACUAGCACUGAAGGUAGUUUUCAGCACUUUUAAAGUAAUUAUUUACAAAUCAAGUGUUAUAUUGUUUGUUUCUACUACAAUUUAAUAUUAUAUGGCCAGUGUCGCAGGUGCUCUGCUAAGAACACAGAAUCAAAAUUGGAAAGACAAGCCAGAGCUGCAGGAAUGACAUACGAGCCGACAAUUUGUGUGUGGCUGGGUGUACACAGCAGGGAUAGGGAACCUGUGGCCCUCUAGACAUUGCUGAGCACAACUCCCAUCAACCCUGACCACUCAACCAUGCUGGCUGAGGGUGAAGGGAACUGGAGCCCAAUGUUGGGAGGGCCACAGUUUCCCCUCGUAUUCAGUGGUGAAUUAGGCCAUAGAAUCAUAGUGUUGAAAGGGACCACGAAGGUCAUAGAGUCCAUCCCCCUGCAAUGCAGGAAUCUUUUGCCUGAAGUGCGGCUUGAACCCGUGACCCAGAUAUUAAGAGUCUUAUGAUCUACUAGCUGGGCUAUCCCAUUGUGAGUCUCUCUGUGUAUACCAGGGGUCAGCAACCUUUUUCAGCUGUGGGCCGGUCCACUGUCCCUCAGACCAUGUGGUGGGCCAGACUAUUUUUUGGGGGGGAAAUGAAUGGAUUCCUAUGCCCCACAAAUAACCCAGAGAUGCAUUUUAAAUGAAAGCACACAUUCUCCUCAUGUAAAAACACACUGAUUCCUGGACCGUCGGUGGACCGGAUUGAGAAGGCGAUUGGGCUGCAUCCGGCCCACGGGCCUUAGGUUGCCUACCCCUGGUGUAUACCAUAUUUUUCUGUGUCUAAGACAACCCCAUGUAUAAGAUGCCCCCUAUUUUUAGGGACUCCCAAUUUAAGAAAAUAGGGGGGAGAUUGCCCCGUGUAUGAGACGACCCACAGUUUUCCACAUAAUUUUAAAGUAAAAAAACCUAGUCUUAUACAUGGAAAAAUACGGUAUAUUACCGCAAUUAUGCGUAAGUGAUGGGUUUUUAGGGGUUUUUUUACAUAUGUUUAUAUAUAUGCCUAAUGCUCUUUUGAAGUCCAAUUAGCAGCUAAUCACUGAAAACCUUUUGUUUUGCUACAGCCUACCAACAAUUUCCCAACAGCAUCAUCUACUGAUAUUUCUUCAUCCGACGACACUCAGCCACCAUCUCAGUCUAGCUCUAACUAUGGCUUGCCUCCCAAUGCUCCUCCAUUAUAUACACCAUAUUUCCUGUCAGGUGAAAAGCCUCCACCGUACGUACCAUAGUCAAGACACCAAUAUCAACUGGUAGCAGGUUUAAAAACAAAAGCCUUGGCAGAAAUGUGUGCUAACUAGCUAGUGGUCUUUAAGGAGUGUCAUAUUGUGUGGCAUGUUAUUUAUCAGCUUUAAAUCCAAAUAACAUGUUGAUAAGAUAAUGAUUGCAAAACAGGCAGGCAUCAUAGACAGUUGAUCGAUCAGUUAAAUAAUUGCAUGCAGUCCUUUUCAACCUACCUUUUAAACUAACAUGCAUCCCCCUGCACCUACAAAGCAACUGUUAUUUUUAAAACAGAACUAAGAUCUAGGUAGCCACAUACAGCCUGCAUUUGGAUAUUAAUGAUAAAUUUGGUUUAUCAUAAUGGAAAUGAAUUGGGUGAGCCUUGGGUUCGUGACACAACUCGUCCUCUUCCAAUGCAGCUGCAAUGAGAAGUUUAUGCUUUUGUUUCCGUUUCCAGUUAACACAGUUUAAUGUUGUCUGAACCCUAAAGUAUGGUUAAUCUUAAUCAUGGCUUACUGAAAAAAGCCCCCCCAAAAGCUACAGUUAAGACUAACCACAGUUUGUUUGCAAUUGCACGUAACACUACUUUGAUUUGUCAGACACAGAAGCAAGUUUUUGAUAUCCUUCUCACAGUCAUACUGAUUAUAUGGGGACACAUGAACUAGAAGCUUACCUAGAUUUGUUCCUGUAAUAGUUUAUGGUUAUGUCUAAAUGCAGGCGUUGUGUGCUUGGUGGUCCAAAAUACUAGAUGCAAAUAAACAGCCUUUAUAUUGCAAGGGGAUGUCCAUCUCUACCCAGAGAGAAUAGCUAUGCAGAUACACAUCUGAGCUGCAUGUGCAGCAGUUCACUGCACAGUGGCAAAGCCACUUUGUAUGCAAAUCACUUCACAAAGCUGCAAAACUCUGGCUUCUUAGUUUUAUUUCCUUAUUCAUAACAGUUGGGUUUACCUCCAGUUUAGAAUCUAAAAGGGAAAGAUACUUUCAUCUUUCUUUCAUAGCAUUAAUAUCUUCUUUUGGGUGGAUAGGUCUUCCAAAAGAUUGUGACGGUUAUUUUACAAUAAAAUAUAUUGUGUGUAAUAUAUUUGUACUUCUAGUCUAUGCAUGUUAUAGAUGAGAUGAAAUAUCAUAAUUUAAUAUGAACUGUUUUUCCAAAGGGUUAAAAUAUACUGAAGGAUCAAAGUAUUUUAAAAUAUUUGGAUUUAUUCUCUUGUCUCAACAGUUGUACUGUGCAGUAGUUACUACUACUAAAAAUAAAGUUAUCUUUUCCAUAUGCUACAGAUUCAACAAGUGAUGCAGUAUUUAAUGUUGGCACAUAACAAAAGGGGGGCUGUAGUAAAAGCUUCUGUUGCUAUUUACAGGGAAGCAACCUUUGGCAGAGGUUUGGAAUGAGACAGGGAGUGGCUGUGGUUUCAGGAUUUAUCUCAGGAUGGAGUCCACAGGUUACCCAUUUCCAGCUUAGAGUUUUUCACAUUAUGUAGAAUGAGACAGCGGGGUGGGUGGAGGAUAAUGAUGAAGAAAACUUGGGAACAGAGAGGAGGAAAGAGGAAUAGAAAGCAAGCAGGACAUGGAGGCGGUUUAUCCCAGGUAUGUGGAACCUGUGGCCCUUGAGAUGACAUGGGACUCCAACUCCCAUCAACCACAGGCAACAUAUAUCUGGACAGCCACAGGUUCCCCAUUUCUGAAUAUGGUUGAUGGAACAGAACAGGCAAAUAUAAUAAAUGGGACUUUUUAAUGAAAAGUUCAUAAUUCAAUGUAAAGAAAGGAAAUGCACACUUUUUUUGUUUGGAGAGCUGGAACAUAAAAUUCAAAGAAUUGCUAAUUUUGGGAAGUAUUAAUUAGAUCUGCUCACAUUAAAACACAAACC